AUGCCUUCAUCUUUUACUUCGAAAAUUACUCGCAUGCGAUCUGUAAAGCUGCCCUUCAAAAAGUCGAGUUCUACAUCAUCCUCUAACGCAUCAUCCACAGCAUCCACACCGUCUCCAUCCUCACCACCAUUGCAAUCACAAUCAAGAGAGCCGAACUUUUACAAUACCCCUGAACCCACUGUUGUGGCCACUUCUGUUCAUGCCAUGCCUCAAUCCAGUUUUGCUGAAACACUCAGAGUCAUAUCAAAGGAAGCGAAUCGCACUCAAUUUGAUGAUGUAUUCGAUAGUUUCUUUUUCAACGAUAAGAGAUGUCAACAUCGUGCUUUGUUUAUGGCUGCCCGCUUAAAACAAACCUUAGAUGGAGUCAUUAACCCAAUUCGCCCUAGCUCAAAUUACGGACCAUUACGUGAAUUACCACCAGUGACAUUAACUCCAUCUUACUCAACACCCAUAACGUCAUCUACCACGACCACUGCUAGUGCUGCCUCAUCACAAAGCACUACAUCACCUGCUACCCCUACCAAACCCAUUGCAUCCGUUGACAGCUUCUGGCGUACAGUAACUCACAGAUUAUACACACUCAACUAUAUUCUAUUUGUCUUGCCUGCUGAUUCGCAAUCGAGAGCUGAUUUUCUAAACAAGAUUGAAGCAGAUUUAUCGCAAAAAAGUGAUGGCCGUGAACUACAACGUCGUGGAGGGAUGGAAGCGCAUUUUGCUGUGCGCUAUGCAUUGGAACAUAAGCGACCUCGCCGGCGCAAGACAUUGUUGGAAGAUGCAUUUGCCGAAGAAAAAAGAAAUGGCGGCAGUGUAGCAGGUGCUAUUUUGCCUACAACUACAGCAACGUCAGAUGAUACUCGAAAAAUUGACCAACUGGUUGAACAAGCUAGACUCGUCAUUGAACAAUGCCUGGAAAGCGAGUCCAAGCUGGGACAUGCAGAAAAGGAUGCCAUGUAUGUAUUUCAUGGUGUGCGCGCGGGAUUACAUGGUGCAUUUGAUUUGCACAUUGAACUGGAGGAAGAUAGAUCAUUGCGUCAUAGAUUGAAGAGAACUGUGGACCACAAUAGAGAACUGGCAAAACCAGCUUACGAGAAUCCAUUUGAAGACGAAGAUCUAAUAGUAACUGAAGAAGAUGAGUCUUCCCUGGAAGAGGAGAAAAAAUCAUCGAGGGAAGUGGAUAGUGGGUUUUAUGAUGGCUGGGCCAACUCUGCAAACCAUAAUGCCACGCUGUCAGCUUAA
Mucor velutinosus is the source of this 1236-nucleotide messenger RNA. Its product is annotated as RBR-type E3 ubiquitin transferase. The transcript has a single exon. The coding region runs from base 1 to 1236 and encodes 411 amino acids. The record is from RefSeq and is a predicted model, not a curated record. NCBI's taxonomy places the organism in Eukaryota, Fungi, Mucoromycota, Mucoromycetes, Mucorales, Mucoraceae.